Neodiprion virginianus is the source of this 4133-nucleotide messenger RNA. Its product is annotated as CD151 antigen-like. Lineage: Eukaryota; Metazoa; Arthropoda; Insecta; Hymenoptera; Diprionidae. The record is from RefSeq and is a predicted model, not a curated record. The transcript has 6 exons. Gene Ontology annotation, cellular component: membrane. The coding region runs from base 830 to 1624 and encodes 264 amino acids.
UUUCUCAGUGUCGCCGAGACGUUCGACGCAGUAAGAGUUGUCGGCGGAUAAGCGCGCGCUCUGUCACGUGACCGCGUUGUUUUGUUUUGGUAUCGCGAUCAGUAUCGUUCGCAGACACGUGGAUAAUCCGGCGAAGACAGAAGGAGACCCCGGCUCGCGUGGAUAAUUCGGAAUUCCGAGUUUUUCGUGACGUCGUCGGCGGGAAGGAAAGGAAAGGAAAGACGAGGAACGGAACCAGGAAGGUCUUAUCGGCACCGCCGUUGUUGUUACAAGUGCGCAAUAAAAAGACCGCGGCGAACCGUGAAACGUGCGUGCACCACGCGACAAACUUAUGUAAAAUUACCAACUGUAUGGGUUACGUAACUCGAGUCGCGGCGUGAAUCUCUAAAAUCAAAUACAUUUGCGAACCCGACACUCCUCGCUCUGCAUUCUCUGAUUCGAAACGCGUGCUGUGCACAUUGAUUAAAGUUCGGUAUAGCGAGAUUUUGUGUGAUAACUGAUUGCUGUUACUGUUGGUGUUGGUGCUGUUUGGUGAUAAUCAGUGAGAUUCAGAGAGCGUCAAGUCUUCGCGAUCCUUUUUUUUUCUUACACUUGAACUUGCAGCUUGCCACGGACUUUUUGCCGGCCAGAUUCGACGCCAACUUCGGCAUCUUUCGUUACAUUUCCACUUCACGAAUCUACGAAACUACUUCACGAUUUAUUGAAGCGAUGGCUGCGAGGUAACGAAACUAGAUCAAACUCGGCGGAAGAAGGAAGGAAGACGACGAUUUCUCGCAGAUCGGUGGUUCGCAGUUUUGUUGCGUGUGCAUGUGUAAAUAAAUAAAGAAAAAUGGUCAAAGGCGCUGAACGACUUCCCGGCACCUCGUCCAGGAUCAGGACGAGGGACGAUGGAUGCUGCUCCGUCAAUUUCCUCAAAUGCGUUCUUCACAUAUACAACGUUGUUCUAUUCCUUUCCGGCAUCGCGGUUGGAGGCAUCGGCAUUUGGACCGUCGUAUCGAAGCACAGCUACAUAUCUCUACUCUCUACAUCCACUUAUCCAAUAUUGGCCUACGCUCUGAUCGCUGCCGGUGGUUUGGCCAUUAUUGCUAGCUGGCUCGGAUGCGGCGGCGUCACAUCGGAAAACAGAUGCAUCCUCAUUGUGUAUAUAUUCGUUGUGAUGGCCGUGCUGGUGCUGGAAGCCGGUGUUGGAGCCAUAUCGCGACUCUACGAGGAGCAAGUCGAUCCGGAGAUGAGGAUGAACCUGAAUCGCACCUUCCUCGAAACGUAUUCCAUAAGAUCCAGGGAAACCGCCGCCAUUGACGCAAUGCAGAAGGAGUUCAAAUGCUGCGGAGCGAUGAGAUUCGAAGAUUGGCUGUACAGCGAGUGGAGAAAAGAUAAGGAGGUGAUUUCGAAUCGAAGCCUCGUACCGGACAGUUGUUGCAAGACCCCGUCUCUUUUGUGCGGUCGCAGAGACCAUCCGUCCAACAUACAGUACACGGGUUGCAUAUACAAAUUCCUCGAGACGACGAAGGAUCACCUGAUCAUUUUAGGUGCCGUUGGUCUUGGCCUUUCGGUCCUCGAGUUGUUCGGUAUCAUCCUUGGUUCCUGUCUCUACAUCAAGCUGAGGCACGAUUUUGACGACUGAGAUUCGAUGUUUGGGGUUAAUUAUUAUAACUACGACGACGGUGACGCUGGCUCGUGCAGGUGGAUUUCUGAUAUCGUAUUACCUGAUGAGGACGAUCGAAUCUGAAUAUUUUGUAUCAUACUAUAUACAUAAUAUAGUAGUAUGUAGGUAUUUAAACUUCAUAUAUUAUUAUACAUAUAUAUAUUUUUUUCACAAAUUUUCGGAGAAGCUCGCCGAGUGAUUAUAUUAUGUACGAGAAAUCGAACCCGAGUAAGAUAAUAGGGAACGACUAAAAACGCUGCCGAUAGGUAAGUCAAGUCAGGGAAGAAAACUUGUUCGCGUACUUUGUUGCUUUCUUUCAAUUUUAACAAUUAAAUAAUUUUUGUAUUAUUCCAUCUUCUCAUUAGUAUUUCGGAAUUAGCGUCGAGUUGAUCACUCUUUUCAAUCAAGUCAUGAUUAUUUUAACCCUAGGACCCUACACUAUCUGUACGAAACAAAUAACCUACACAGGGGUUACGCGCAUCCCAUAACUUCAAAUCAACGAUGCCAACGGAUUGUUUGUCGUAGAAGCGUUUUGUUUUUUUCAUUCAAAAGCUGAAAGACUGGAGAACAGAAUAGUGAAUGCGAUAAAAACCUAAUAUGAAUUUUUCACCGUGCAAAAUUCCAUUGAAUGAAGUAAGAAAAAUGAUUUUAGCAAGCCGUAAGAAUUAUGUAACCUUAGGGGGUUAAGGGUACCAAUGUGUAGGGUCCUAGGCUAAUGUAAUUCUAUUCACAUUUUAUUUAUCUUUUGUCCAUUGAACCGGCGAAGCACAUCUUAUUUUGCAACGAUAAUUAAUCAUAAAUCAUAAUAUUUUAUCGAUGGUUUAUAAUCUGCGAAAGGGCAAAAAGAAUCUAAAUCUCUGUCAAUUUUACGCACAGAUAAAUUUUUUAAACUCUACAUACUUAUUAUUAUAAUGAACAGAUAUUAGAAAGGUGAAGCAUCGAUAAUUUCACACCAUUUUUAUACAUUCACAGAAAUAAUGAGAACUUGCGGUAAAAAUUUAUCAGUUUCGAAUCAAGUAUAUAACAUAUUAUACAGCAGGUCUGAUUUUUAAUAUUCUAUUUUCGCGAGGACAUUGUCUUUUUAAUAUCUUGUAGUAGUUGUAAACACUAAUCUAAAUAUAAUUGCAAAAUGUGUUCAAGAGCGCAGAUCUACGGAUUAAAAUAUCCACGAUCGAGGUAACAAAUUUUAUAUAAAUGACGAAAAGACAAAGAUGAAAUGAAAAAAUAGAUACCUAUAAAAUAUUUUUACGCACGCACAAAACAAUGAGUCUGAUCGCAAAGUAACUGCAGCGAUCGUAUUUUCGAUACAUAAGUGCUUUGAUAUAAAAAUAUGCAUACCCCAAGCUAUAAUUUUGAAAAACGUUUUAACAGUGCCUUGAUACAGUAUGAAUAGUAUUCGUAUAGUCGAUUGAUAUAAAUGCACUAGUGAUGACCAUAUAUAUUAUAUAAAGAAAUGCGUAUACAACUGUUCGUAAUAGUAUUUAUUUCUCACGUCGCGUAUUACAGACAUUUAGGGUAUACAUGUAUUGCGAAAAGUACAAUUCUAUUAAGGAUAUAUAUUAUUAUUAUUAUAAUUACUAUAUCAUUAUUAUUACUGUUACUAUAUUAUAUGAUACGUAUGUACAUGCAUUAUGCGUUUUGAUUCACUAUCCGCACGCGGUGAGUCUUGUGUUUAUUAUGAUGAUCCAGUAUUUACCGGGUAACACUGAAAAUUAUUAUUAACAUUAUUACCGUUAUCAUGUAUGUCAAUACUGUACAUUAGGGUGGUCCUUAUCAAGGUGGAAUGAAUUUUUUCCGAACCGCUCGCCAAGUCUACUUUAAAUAAUUCAAAAACAAUUCCCAAUUUUUUUCAGAUUAUUAUCUCAACUCUAAUCAGUGCCUGUAAGAGGGAGGAUUUUCUCAUUUAAAAUACACGUAUCUUGGACACAUUCUCAGUACAUAUAUUUUACUGCAAGAGUAAUAGCAUUCAAAAAAAUCUAUAACUGCGAGGUUUUAGUGGGCAUUAGUGCUACUAUCUGAGAAAAAAUUCACACCAUCAUACCAGGUAAUCUAGACAAAUUGCACUUCCUCUAAAUGGAAAAAAGUUGGAUUUCGAGGGUGUGCAAUUUAUCGAGAUUGUAUGGUAUGAUAAUGUGAAUUUUUUCUUGCAUAUUAACACUAAUGCCCAAUGAAACCUCGCAGUUACAGAUUUUUUUGAAUAUUAUCACUCUUACUAUAAAAUAUAUACUAAGAAUGUGUCCGAAACACUUGUAUUUAAAAUGGAGAAAUCCACCCUCUUACAGGCACGGGUUAGGGUUGAGAUAAAAAACUGAAAAAAUUAGGGAAUUGUUUUUGAAGUAUUUGAAGUUGAUUUGGAGGGCGACCCGGAAAAAAUCGUCGACCCCCUCAAUAAGGACUACCCUGCUGUACAUGUAUAUUUAUCGUUAGUAUUUACGUUAAACUGUACGAUAAUAUGUAUAAUUAUAUUACAUACCUGAUGUACAUAUCA